This is a messenger RNA of Ostertagia ostertagi, 2517 nucleotides long. The record is from the annotation of a GenBank genome assembly. NCBI's taxonomy places the organism in Eukaryota, Metazoa, Nematoda, Chromadorea, Rhabditida, Trichostrongylidae.
AUGCUCGCCCGUGGCUUGCGUCGUGCUGAGGAAGCCGGUGCCACCGGCCACCAGGUUCGAGAACCCGAUGCUGUUGAGGUAGUCCUGCCCCGCCGCCUUGAGCAUGAGGCCCUGGUAGCGGCCCAGGUAGGUCAGCAUCAAGACGGCCGGUGCCGUACCGGCCGGGGCGUCCACCACGUCGCUCGCGCGCUCCAGCAAGGCUUCCGACGGGCGGGUGUGGGCGAAGCCCCGCAUGUCGGCGUACACGCGGUCCAGGCAGGCCAGCCCGUGAGUGAGGAAAGCCAGUCCGAUCUCCUGGUCCGAACGCGCCUGGAAGCGCGCCCAGCCCUGCGCAUCGAUGCGGAUGGGCAUCGCCAGCGUCACACCGCGCCAGAAGCUCUUCGCGCUGUCCGCGGCAUCGUCGGGCGCACCCAGUGCCUCCCCGACAUCGACCCGCGAGGAUCGCCCCAUGUCGGAUGCAUAGCCGUCGACCACCGACUGCACCCAGCGACGGUUCGUGCGCUUGCCCUGCGCGGUGUACGCCCCCUGAAGAGCGAUCUCGACGGCCUUGCGGGCCGUGGCUGGAUCGUCGACGACGGACGCGGCCACGCCGAGCUGCGUCAGGCGCUGGGCCCAGGGAUUGGCGAUGGCCGCCUCGGCGCUGGCGAGCGCCGUGGCCGCGACGAUGUUGCCCCACAGGUCGGUCUUGAACGCCAGGUCGAUCAGGCGCGUCGUGCUGUUGGACAGGCUCAGGCCGAAGAGAUUGAUCGUGACGGACGCCUUGCUCGUGCGCUUGAGGCUCUCGGUCAACCAGCCACUGACGUCACGCACGGUGUUCGCCUCCACGGCCGCAUCGACCAGGUCGCCGAGCAGCAUGAGCCGGCCGGUGCACAGCGCCUGGUAGAGCCGCUGGGACGCCUGCUGGUCGACGCCGGGACCGAACCAGCCGCUGAAGGCGAGCUUGCCGUUGCGGCUGGUCUCGACCGACAUCGCCAGCUCGAUGCCCAGCUUGGCCUUGCUCGCGUCGCCGAGCGCCUGGAGCAGGCGGUUGCGCUGCUUGUUGUACUCGGCGAUGGUGUCCCUGACGGCAGUCGCAAAGCUGCUCUGGUCGAGCCCACGGAGCGCCUGAGCGACCUUCUCACCGAGUGCGCCGAGCGGCGUGAGCACCUCGUCCAGAGGCCCACCGGCCUUGGCCUUGAUGUCGUCCACCAAUUGCUUGAUGGCCGCCUUCAGCGCCGUGGCCGCCAUCGUGGAAGCCUGGGUGAUCGGCGCCUUCAGCUUGGCCUUGAGAUCCGCUGUGGCCGGGUCGUCGCCGAGCAGACGCGUCAGGACGUCGUCGACCUCGCCCUCCGCGAUACCGGUGCCCUGCGCCAGCACGUCGAGCGACCGAUCCAGCAGGUCGCUGAGCGGAUCGGCGAGGCGGUCGAGCAGGACCUGCUUCACGUCGCUGGCAUCGGCCUGACCGAACAGCACCUGGGCGAGCUGCUUCAGGCCCGCGUCGCCGAUCUUGGCGUCGAUCAGCGUGGCCAGCUUGUCCUUGAUCGCGGUGCCGGGCAGCGUCAGCGCAUUCAGCCGCGCCGAACUGGCCGGGUCCAGCGCCGGCAGCCCGGCGCGGAUGGCGUUCUCGGCACUCUUGGCCAGCGCGCUCAGGUCCAGCGCCGCGCCGAUGCUCGCCGCAAAGCUCUUGUUGCUCGCGCGCACCGUCUCCAGGUUCACACGCAGGCCCCACGGCCCUCCGGAGGGUGCCCGCUCGGGCAGCACCCGCAGCGUCAUGCCGCCGGUCACCGCGAUCUUGGCGCUGAUGCCGGCGUGCACCGUCAGCCCGAUGUCCACCUUGUCACCGCUGAAGCCAUACGUCCAGCCCGUGGUGCCGGCUUGCAGCUUGGCGCUCAGGCCCGCCUGCAGGCGGCCGUUCACCGCCAUCGACGUGCCCCAGAAGAUGCCGUCGCCCGCCAGGCGCAUCAGGCCCUCCAGGUCAUUCGGCAGCACGGCGAACCGGCGCGCGUCCAGCGCCGCCUCCAACAGCAGCUGCGUCUGCGGGGCCUCCACGUACCAGGUGAGGCGUGCCCCGCCGCUGACCGAGCCGUCCACGCUGGCCGAGCCCCAGGCGCCGAUCUUCUGGCUGCCGCCGGCCGAGGCGCUCAACUGGAAGGACGCCGAGUAGCCGACGAUCUGGUGCUUGUCGCCAGGCUUCAUGUUCAUGUCGUGCAGCUGCUCGUCGCUCAGCAGGUCGAUCGACAGCUCCGCCGUCGCUGCGGCCUUGGCGCCCCAGUCCCAGCCGAACUGCGUCGCCUUGCCUUCGACGGUCGGAUCGAGCAGCUUCACUGCCACCUCGGUCGUGUCAUGCCGCGUCAGGCCGGCGAUCGGCGUGGCCAGCAACUGCCAGUUCUCGCUCGCGCCGGCGUCCUUAAGCAACUGGGGCAGCAAGCCACCGGGGUUCUUGCGCCAGGUGUCCAGGGCAUCCAGCAGCUUCUUGUCGAAGUUCAGGGCGAGCAGGUUCACAUUCAGCUCCAGCAGGUUGGGGCACCGUCUCCAUGA